Messenger RNA from Eremomyces bilateralis CBS 781.70, 2571 nucleotides. RefSeq lists its product as uncharacterized. The transcript has 4 exons. The record is from RefSeq and is a predicted model, not a curated record. NCBI's taxonomy places the organism in Eukaryota, Fungi, Ascomycota, Dothideomycetes, Eremomycetales, Eremomycetaceae. Gene Ontology annotation, biological process: retrograde transport, endosome to Golgi. Bases 1 to 2571 code for a protein of 856 amino acids. Gene Ontology annotation, cellular component: GARP complex.
AUGCCGAGUGUGGACCCAUUGCUGGAUUCUGUGGACUACGAUCCCGUCGGCCACUUGAAUGCCAUCUUCUCCCAUCAUAGCACCCUCUCCUCCCUGGAACAGACCUCCUCCACUCUUCUUCAACUCCAGCAUGGCCUGGAUCGCCAGAUCGAGCAAUCCAUAUCCACACAGAUCGCCUCGGAUGGAGAUAAUAUCUCUCGGAUUCAGAAUACGAAAGCCGAAUUGGCUGGCCUCUUCACAAAGAUCGACAAUGUGCGUUCACAAGCAGCACAGACGGAGCAAUCGAUUGCGGAGAUGACCGCAGACAUCAAGCGGUUGGACGGCGCAAAGCGGAACUUGACCUUAUCAAUGACCGUCUUGAAGCGACUGCAAAUGCUCACGACGGCCUAUGAGCAGCUUCAGACCCUGAGCAAGACAAGACAGUACCGAGAAUGUGCGCAGUUGCUUCAAGCAGUUCUGCAACUAGCGGCCCAUUUUAAGGGCUACAGAUCUAUCGACCAGAUCGCAACGCUCAGUCGGAACGUGUCGGAUUUGCAAAGAGAGCUGCUGGAGAACAUUUGCGAAGAUUUCGAGGUCAUAUUUGCGAAAGGAGAAGUAGCACAAAAGAAAGGGCUGUUGGCAGAAGCUUGUCUCGUAAUGGAUGCGAUUGGAGAACAUGCUAGGUCGCGGCUGGUGACUUGGUAUUGCAAUACCCAAUUGAGAGAAUAUCGGCAAAUCUUCCGAGGCAACGAUGAGGCCGGGUCUUUGGACAACAUUUCCCGCCGAUAUUCCUGGUUUAAUCGCAUGCUUAAGACAUACGACCAUGAGCAUGCCGCUAUAUUCCCAGCCCAUUGGAAGGUUGGGGAGACGUUGGCACAAGCGUUCUCGGAAGGGACCAGAGACGACUUCAAAGAUAUUUUACAGCGAUUAGCCCGCCGAUCGGAAGGUCAAUCGAUAGAUGUCAACCUCCUGCUCUCCUGCAUGCAAGAGACGCUGAAUUUUGAACAUACACUCGAGCGCCGCUUCGCAACGAACCCUCGGAUGUCCGUAGAUACAGCUACCUCCGCAGAUGAUCGUUCCCACGGGAUUGGGCAGGUCAUCUCCGAAGCCUUCGAACCAUACAUGAGCCUAUGGGUUGAAUCUCAAGACCAGCAGCUCGCUACCCUCGUUGCAGAUUAUCGACGACAAGCUCCGAGGAAUCCAGAUGAGGAGUUUUCCCCGCAACAAGUGAUUCCAUCAUCCACCGAACUUUUCCACUUCUACCGCCUCGCACUCACUCAGUGCGCGAAACUAUCUACCGGGUCACGGUUGCUCGAGCUAUCACGAACGUUUGCCAAGUAUCUUGAUACGUAUGCCCAGCAAGUGCUGUUCUACUACCUCAGCGAGCGUUGGGGUCCACAAGGUCCAUCCCUCGAGGACUCGAUUCUGAUCCUCAACACUGCGGAUUACUGCUAUAUCACCUCCAAUCAACUCGAGGAGAAAAUCAAAGCGAGGAUUGACGAGGAGUUUCGACCCGAAGUGGAUCUCCAGAGUCAAGCUGAUGCGUUCAUGGGUGUUGCCAGUGCCGCUAUCCGUGUCCUAAUACGCAAGGUUGAGGUCGAAUGCGAGCCGAUAUGGAAAGAAAUGCGGCAAACACCGUGGGGAAAGUUGGAAACGGUCGGAGACCAGAGCACAUUCAUGACGGAGCUUCUGCGAAAAAUGAAAACGAUCGUUGGGGAUAUUCUCAAAUAUCUGCCAAAGCAGCAAUAUGCUCGAGCGUUUUGUGACAACGUGGUGGAUCAAACCGUCAACACAUUCGUUCUGAACAUUGUUCAAUGCAGGCCUAUCUCGGAGACCGGUGCGGAGCAAAUGCUGCUCGAUUCCUAUGCUCUCAAGACAGGAUUUGGCGAAAUCGCAGAACUGGCGGGUCCAUCGGGUGGUCCGCCCCCUGCAGCCUUCAUGAAGCGUGUGAACUCAUCGCUAUCUAAACUCGAUGGACUUCUUAAGACCAUUCAAGUUCGUCCCUCGCCCCCAGAAGCGCUUGUCCAGGCGUAUCUGCUUCAUAUCGCCGAUCGUUCCGAACCCAACUUUCGAAGGCUUCUCGACCUCAAGGGCAUCCGCCGUCAAGACUACACGGCUCUGCUCGACCUUUUCAACGCCCAUUGCCAGGGACCACAGAACGAAUCGUUGCAGGCUUCUUCCCAAUUCAUGGCGGGCCUUCCAAUGGCAGCGGCGCCCGCUCAGUCCGGCAACCCGCUCACAUCGCUCAAGGAUUCGGGCGGGAUAGGUACGCCAAACCUCAGCGGCAGUCGGUUCGAUCCCGCGGUAUUUGGGUCGGCUCUUAUCAGCGCGGCACGAGAAGGUGUCGACCGAUUCGGAGGCCCUGCACUUGGGUCGAUGCCCGGAGGAUCCAAAGGGUCUGGGACGACGUCGCCUCCGCCGCCUCCGCCGCCGCAACACGCCGCUACGUCGUUCGAUAGUCCCACGGCAAGUCAGACGGCUACAAACCUGAACGAGAAUCUGAGGAACAUCGGGAAGUUCUUCAAACGAGAUUUGGGUGCGAUUGGACGGUUUGGCAGAACAACCGACGGGGAUGGAAUAGAGAGGCGAUGA